AUGUUAGACAGUGCUCAUAGGUUUGAGAGGGCAUUUGAGAGGUUUGAGGAGCAAGAUCCAUAUAUGCUGCAUGAGCUAGAGCACUUGCCAACAAAAAGUGAUUGGGAAAAGGCAAGAUUCUUAACUUUAUUUUUGGAGAACUUUUAUGAUCUCACAGUAAAGGUUUCUGGUUCCAAAUAUGUGACAUCUAAUAAUCUUAUCAAUGAGCUUAGUCACAUUAAUGGCAUCCUAAAGGAAAUGGCAGAAAGUGCUAAUCCUGACUUGUGUGGAAUGGCAAAAAUAAUGAAAGAGAAGUAUGAUAAGUAUUGGGGAAGAUUGGAGAAAAUGAACAUGUUGAUUUUCAUUGCUUACAUGCUUGAUCCUAGGACAAAGUUUGAGUACUUUGAAUUCGUUGCUUGUAAAAUGUAUGGUGAUACCGAAGGUGCUGUUGUGGCUCAUGUAGCCAAGGAUGCAAUGUAUGAAUUGUUUAAUGAUUACAAGAGACUCAAUACUCCUGCUGGAUCUUCUCAAUCCUCUAUUUCUUCACUUUCUAGUGGAUCUGAAAAUAGCAUCUCUUCCUUUGAUGGAGAAGUCUCCAAAAAAAUAAAUGAUAGAUACAGAAUUGAGUUCAAGAAAAGAAAAGUUGAACUUGGAGGAAAGAAUGCUAAAUCUGAACUUGACAAAUAUUUGAGUGAGGAUUGUGAGGGUGAGGAUCCCGAGUUCGAUAUCUUGAAUUGGUGGAAAGGUAAUAGUCUUCGGUUGCCAAUACUUUCGCAAAUGGCUCGUGAUGUGUUGGCUGUCCCGGUCUCUACGGUUGCUUCCGAAUCUGCCUUUAGUACCGGAGGACGUGUUCUUGACCCAUUCAGAAGCUCUUUAACUCCAAGGAUUGUGCAAGCCUUGAUUUGUGCUCAAGACUGGUUUCGGGCAUCCGAAAAUGAGUUGAAUGUAGAAGAAAAAUUGGAGGAUCUUGAGGAAUUUGAAUCUGGUUUGAUCAAAGGAGGUACAGAAGCCACAAUUGUUGAUGUUUGA
This is a messenger RNA of Coffea arabica (coffee), 1008 nucleotides long. RefSeq names its product zinc finger BED domain-containing protein RICESLEEPER 1-like. The record is from RefSeq and is a predicted model, not a curated record. Lineage: Eukaryota; Viridiplantae; Streptophyta; Magnoliopsida; Gentianales; Rubiaceae. Gene Ontology annotation, molecular function: protein dimerization activity; DNA binding.